AUUUCCUUCUCGCCUCUCUCUUCGUCUCUGCUCUCUAUCCACUGUUUCUUCUUCUUCUUCUUCUUCCCUCCCCAACAUUCCGGCCACCGGUGCAUCUUCGAGGAGUAAGCUUUCUUGUAGAAGGCCGUCGUUUCCUUGUUCUGAUCCCAGAAGCUGCAAGAACAUGGACAGUGGAAGAGGUGCCCCACGGCCACUGCGUGUACUGGGUACCACUGCUGCUGUUUUUUUUGGAGGAAUGUUCACUCUCUCUCUAGCUUCCUCGUUCACUAUUCGAACUGUUAAGGCGGUUGCUGAGGCUAAACGGAAAAAGGUUGCACUGCCAUGUGGGGUUUGCAGAGGAAAAGGGUUUUACAUAUGUAAAUUAUGCAAAGGGGCUUCUACCAUAGAAUGGUCACCUUUGUUUGAUCCUCUUGUCAUAAACCCGUGUCUUUGUCCUACCUGUGAUGGAAACAGGUAUCUUUGGAAGCUGAUAGCCGAUCGUGGUUCUUGGACCCCACAGGGGUCUAUUUUUGCUAAUCUUUUUGUGAAUUAUUGGGUACAACGCUGUCUCAAUUGUUUGGGGAAGGGCUACAGUUGACUGGUGGCGUUGUUUGCUGCUCCAAUCAAAUUUCCAACUCCUGGGAACUUGGCAACAAAGAAGCUGAUACUGUUGUGGUUAUUGACUUGUAUGGCAGCCCUCGUACCUUAAAGUUUAGAUCACAAGAAGCCCUACAGAAAAAUGUUACUCCAAAUAACCAACCGCUCCAUGCAUGUUCAAGCUCUUUGUGCAUUAUAUGUGUUUAAAUUUUUCUGUGUACAGGUAUGCAUGCGCAAACAUCUAUCUUUUUGGUUGCUGAGGAUUUUGUAUGAAUGAUAAUGAUGAUUGGGGAACAAGUGAAACAAAAAGAAUAAAAACAUCAUAAAAUUUUUUUUUUUUGUACAGACAGAAA
Molecule: messenger RNA, 929 nt
Organism: Malania oleifera
Lineage: Eukaryota; Viridiplantae; Streptophyta; Magnoliopsida; Santalales; Ximeniaceae
Exons: 6
Coding region: 164-577 (137 amino acids)
Source: RefSeq, a predicted model, not a curated record